Molecule: messenger RNA, 3145 nt
Organism: Anastrepha obliqua
Lineage: Eukaryota; Metazoa; Arthropoda; Insecta; Diptera; Tephritidae
Gene: Fem-1
Product: protein fem-1 homolog B
Exons: 9
Coding region: 300-2309 (669 amino acids)
Molecular function (GO): protein binding
Source: RefSeq, a predicted model, not a curated record
UUUUCCCUACUUUGUCAGUUUUCAAACAGCUGCGGUCGGAAAAUCAUUGUGAAAAAUAUGUUGAGAAGUGGGUGGGAGGGAGCAAAAUAAAAUAAAAAGUGCGUUUAAUUUAUAUUAUAUAGUGAUAAAAUCGCAAUAAAUACCCAAGUGCCAACCUAUUUGGAAAGAAUAAAAUCAAGAAGAGUGAAAAAAAUUGGGGAAAAAAUUCGAAUUUUCCUUUUUGUGGAGUUAUUAAAAUUUUAUAAUACGUGUGAUCUUAACGUUCUAUGUGAAACGAGGUGCGUGCGUUGUCGAUCGCGAUGAUGGAAGAACUAGCAGAGGAGGUACAGCUCCGUUUUCCGGGGGAAAAAGUGAAUGCGCCCUUGCUUAUAACUAUUUACUACGCCGCCAGAUUGGAUCAUGCCAAACGGCUACUGGCCGCCACCAAUGAUAUACACAACAGAGAGCUGGUCAAUUAUUUAGUGAAUUUGAAAUUCGAUGAAGUCGACGGACAAGCAGUUACGCCGCUCACCAUGGCCGCUAUGGUGGGCCAUGUGACGUUCGUUAAGACGCUGCUCACCCAAUACGACAUCGACCUGGAGCGCGAGUGCAAUGUCGUUUUUGACGGUCUGCUGGUUUAUGGUGCCACUGCGCUCUGGGUUGCCGCCGGCAUGGGCCAUUUGCAAGUAGUCAAGUUAUUGGUGCAACGCGGUGCCGAUGUCAAUCACAAUACGAAAGCGCAAUCGUCACCACUUCGUGCUGCAUGCUAUGAAGGUCGCCUGGAUAUAGUUAAAUAUCUAAUUGAACAUGGCGCCGAUGUGAACUUAGCCAACACCUAUAAUAACACAUCUAUUAUGAUUGCCGCCUACAAAGGGCACGCCCAUGUUGUCGACACGUUGCUGAAGAACGGCGCAAAUCCAAAUGAGCAGGCGCUUUGUGGCGCCACGGCGCUGCAUUAUGCUGCUGAGUGUGGCCACCUCGAAGUGUGCCGUCUGUUGCUUGACCAUGGCGCUCGCAUGCAAAAAAACGAGCAUGGGCUCACACCUGUUCUGCAAGCGGCCGAACGUACCCAUGAAGCGGUAGUGGAGAUGUUUAUUUCACGCCCGGGACUGAUGACAAAAGAUGAGACAAUAAUUGCAAUCGAGUUAAUGGGUGCCUCAUUUGCCAAUGACAAGGACAACUAUGACGUCACGAAAGCCUAUCAGCAUUUGAUGCGCGCCAUGGAGAUGCGCUACGCGGACGAACAAAAAGUGAUACGUAAACGCGUAAUGGCGCCGGUGCCCGCCUACGACGAUUGGUUCGAAACUGAAAAUAUACCAGAAUUGCAGGCCAUACGACUGAACCACCAUUCGAUACACAUGGAGGCAUUAACGAUACGCGAACGCAUUUUGGGUAAACAUUAUCCGGACUUGCCGCAGCCCAUUGUGUAUCGAGGUGCAGUAAUGGCCGACCAAGGACGCUUCGCACAGUGCCAAGUAUUGUGGAAUUACGCUAUCGAUCUGCGCAUGAUCAAUAAUGUUUCAGUCGAACGCGACUUGCUACGUUUCGCACAAUUAUUUUCACAGAUUUUACGGCUGGAGGAACAAACGUUGGAUCUUUCCAUUGUGUUAUCUGUGCUGGUGAAGUGUCAGCAAGAAAUCGAGAAUAAUAAAUAUAAAAUAGCGCAUCCCGGACCUAAGGAUGUACCGCAGAUGUUGGCGGAUCAAAAUGAACAGAACGUCGUCACUGCCCUCUACCUCAUCAAGAUAAUUACUAAACUCUUAGCGCACACCAAUAUCGAUAUUCAACGACCUCAAAUCGAGCAACUCUACUCAACCAUAUUGAAAUUUAUCAAAUGCGAUACUCGUCUGGCGGAUGGACAGACUUUGUUACAUUUGGCUGUGAACGGCGUGACGCCUGUUGAUGAUUUCUAUACAAGUGAUAUAUGCCGUUUCCCUUGCUUCCGCACUGCAUUGCUGUUGGUGCACGUAGGCGCCUCAGUUACGGCUGUCGAUCGUGAUCGCAAUACGCCCCUGCAUACGCUCGUUUCAAGUAUACAGUAUCCACGCGAUAAUCCACACGUUGUGACGCAAGCCGAAAAGAUUGUGAAACUUUUUGUGGAUGCCGGUGCACAUUUGGAUGCGGUGAAUGCGAACGGCUUGACGGCAGCACAAGUUGGUAAUGCAGCUGCUAUUAGCAACCUUAUACUCAGCUACCAGAACUCAUUGACGUCCUUGAAAUGUAUUGCUUCGCGUUGUAUCGCUUUCCACAAGCUUAAAUACCAGGGCUUCAUACCUAAAGCGUUGGAAGCUUUUAUACAAAUGCACAGCGCUGAAAAAUUCUGCGCGUAAGCGUUGCUGCAGUUGGUGCUUUUGGCGCGGCAAUCGAGUGAAGUGAGUGUGGCCCGUAGAAGCGGUUGGGCUGAGCGAAUUCUAUCAACUUCCUCUUGGUGUAUUGUAAUUUUGUAUAUUUGAAGUCGAAUAUUUAUUUUAGAUUUAUAAAAACUAAACGCUGGUUAUCCAGCAAAAAAUAUUGUUUUUUUAGCCACAGCGAUAUUGAGCAAUAUUGGAGAAGAUAUAAUCUGCAUAGUGGACUAUUUAAUUUAAUACAAUUGCGUGCUGUUUUUACUGAAAUAUGUCAAAUUUAAAACAUUUGUGGCAAAUUAUGUUCAUAUGAAAAGAAGAAGCUUUUUGUUUUUAAAUAUUUUAAUUGUUUUUGAAAUAUUAUAUUAUAGCCAAAUAUUUUUGCCAAGCGCAUGUAUAUGAAAAAUGUGGACUGAAUUUUUAGUUGUAAAUGCAUAAAUAAUCAUUUAACACAAAUUAUAUCUAAAGUCAUCAAGUGAGUGUGAUAAAGCCGAGCACAACACAAAACUCUCGCGCACUUAAUUGGUGAAAAAUACGCAUUGCGCAUAUAAAAAUCGAUUGAAUAUCUAUGUGUAUCUGUAAAUUAUCUAACUAUUGUAACAGUGAAUAGUUUUCGACUCAAACCCUAAUUUUACGAUUCAAUCGAUGAUGAUAGCGUAGCGUUAUAAUAAUUGUGAAAAUGUUGUAUGUAUCUGUGUAGGCGAUUCGUCAAUAAUGAAAAUCAUUCAUCCAAAAUACGAGUAUGAAUAGAUAAAUAUAAAUGUCAAAAUUUUGUAUAACAAAUUUUAAAAUAUAAGCUAACGGUAAGCUGACUUACAAAACGA